UCUCUCUGGUUCGCCAGUAAAAUUAUGACCGCAGACUGAAAAAAAAAAAAAAAAAAAAUGGCGGCAUCAUCGUCUCAUCUCUUCUUCGCACUCCCUUCGUCGCGUCUCCAUACACCUUCUCCAGCUGCACCAAACCGGAACCGAGUCCGUGUUCUUGCGAAAUCAUGCCCGGGGAAUCAGACCUUCGAUUCGGACAAUUCAGAUUCUUCCUCGGAGACUUCCAACAAAACCCAGCUGGGUGAUCAGAAAUCGGUGUCACGGAGACAGUGGAUGACGGCAUGUGUGUGCGGAUCCGCAGCUUUAAUUAGCAAUGCUUAUACCUUUGUCUCUGUGGAAAGUGCAGCUGCUUUAGACAAGAAACCAGGAGGUUCUUGCCGUAACUGUCAGGGCAGUGGUGCUGUUCUUUGUGAUAUGUGUGGUGGUACAGGAAAAUGGAAAGCUCUCAACCGGAAACGUGCCAAAGAUGUGUAUGAGUUCACUGAAUGUCCAAAUUGUUACGGUCGGGGUAAGCUUGUUUGCCCGGUCUGUUUGGGUACAGGUUUACCAAACAACAAAGGUCUUCUUAGAAGGCCUGGUGCUCGCGAGCUACUCCAAAAGAUGUACAAUGGUCGGCUUCUUCCCGAUUCAUGAGCAGGUAGAUUGUGUGACUGCAAAUCUUGCUUUUAAGCACAGAGUCAAUAGACAUGAUUACAGCAGCGGAAAAAAAACUUACACAUUGAGGAAGCAUGGAAAGUAUAGAAGAAUUUGAACAAUUCAACAUGUUUUUGUAAUGUUGCUAGGUUUAUGUUGUAAAUUCGAUAAUCCUUAAACUUUCCUUCUCCCGCAGACCCUGAUCACCAACAUGAACCAUAAACGAGUCCCUGAGCAAAUGCUUAGGUAUGAGCCGAAGAAAAAUGUGAGUGUUAAGUGUAUAUGCAUGAUAAGGUCUCUUGGCCUUACUAGUUACUACUUCUUCCGUCCUUUUUAGCCUCAUGGCCCUCAUCAAUAUUAUAUAAUACGCACA
Messenger RNA from Camelina sativa (false flax), 1003 nucleotides. Its product is annotated as protein PHOTOSYSTEM I ASSEMBLY 2, chloroplastic. Gene Ontology annotation, biological process: photosystem I assembly. The record is from RefSeq and is a predicted model, not a curated record. Gene Ontology annotation, cellular component: chloroplast. Gene Ontology annotation, molecular function: protein-disulfide reductase [NAD(P)H] activity. Lineage: Eukaryota; Viridiplantae; Streptophyta; Magnoliopsida; Brassicales; Brassicaceae.